Ochlerotatus camptorhynchus is the source of this 2300-nucleotide messenger RNA. Its product is annotated as acetyl-coenzyme A transporter 1. The record is from RefSeq and is a predicted model, not a curated record. The transcript has 4 exons. The coding region runs from base 275 to 1867 and encodes 530 amino acids. NCBI's taxonomy places the organism in Eukaryota, Metazoa, Arthropoda, Insecta, Diptera, Culicidae. Gene Ontology annotation, cellular component: membrane. Gene Ontology annotation, molecular function: acetyl-CoA transmembrane transporter activity.
ACUCGAGCUACGGGAGAAAAUUGUGCGCUUCGUGAUAGACAUUCCUGUACACGGUGUUUCUAAUAAUUUCUGUGAAAAUUAGAGUGCUUCAACCAGUUCUAAGGUUAAGUGACGUGUACCUUAACGAACGAUUGAAAGGCUAUAGCGGUACACCGCUGCGCGACAAACUCCGUCUGCGAUUAGGACUUUCGCGAAUGAUCGCACUUGAAUCACGCCGCAGGAAGUUCCGAAAUACGAAACAUCAGUGCCCGUUUCUCGCACAGCAACCGAAAGGAUGAGUGUCCGGAAACGGCAGGAACGUUCCGACCGGGAGCAGCAGGAACAGCUGUUGGCAUUGCAGCAACACCCCGACGAUGACAAACACGAAGCCAGUGACCUUCGGGAUGACUGGGGCAACAUAGCUAUCCUGUUCUUCCUGUACCUGUUGCAGGGCAUACCGAUAGGACUGGCCGCGGCAAUUCCGAUGCUGCUGCAGAAUCGUGGCGCCAGCUAUAAGCAGCAGGCCGAGUUCAGCUUCGCUCAUUGGCCGUUCAGCAUGAAGCUGCUGUGGGCCCCGAUCGUCGAUUCCCUGUACUGGAACCGUUUUGGACGGCGCAAAUCAUGGCUCAUUCCCACACAGUAUCUGAUCGGAGUGUUCAUGCUGAUCCUCUCGAUGCACGUCAACCGAUGGCUGGGCAGUGGCUCCGAAGAUGGAAUGGACCACGUUGCACCGAACGUUCCCAUUCUGACCGGAAUCUUUUUCGCGCUGAAUUUCCUUGCUGCCACCCAGGAUAUUGCCGUCGAUGGGUGGGCACUGACGAUGCUGAAACGGUGCAAUGUAGGUCAUGCAUCGACUUGCAAUAGUGUCGGACAAACGGCGGGAUACUUUCUCGGAUAUGUUGCCUUUAUGGCAUUGGAGUCGGCCGAGUUUUGCAACAGCUACCUGCGGUCAGAACCGUCCGAUGAUGGAUUGGUGACGCUUCCUGGAUUCCUGUGGUUCUGGGGAUUGGUCUUCUUGGCUACCACUACUCUGGUGGCUGUAUUCAAAAGGGAAUAUUUACCUAGCGUGGAACGUGGACAUGAUGAGCACUUGGAGCUGGACAUCAAGCAGACCUACAGUUUGCUCUUCGAUAUCAUCAAAAUGAAGCCGAUCUUAAUUCUAACUGCCAUUUUGCUAACGGUGAAAAUUGGAUUUGCUGCUUGUGAUGCUGUCAGCUCUUUGAAGCUCAUCGAUGCAGGCGUCCCGAAGGACAAGCUCGCCUUGUUGGUCGUACCCCUGGUUCCUCUUCAGAUAUUUCUCCCACUGGUAAUCAGUAAAUAUACGACAGGACCUCGGCCCAUGGAAGUCUACUUGAAAGCCAUUCCGUACCGGAUAGUUCUGACUUUGGUGGCUGCUGCUGUGGUAUGGUUUACUCCGGUUCUCAUUCACAACCAUCAUGUUCCUUACUACUACUAUAUCAUACUGUUGAUCAACUACGGUCUGUAUCAGAUCGCUCUCUACAGUAUGUUUGUGGCGGUAAUGGCAUUUUUUGCACGAGUCAGCGAUCCUGCCGUUGGUGGCACGUACAUGACACUGUUGAACACCCUCAGCAAUCUCGGUGGAAAUUGGCCCACAACGGUUGUACUAUGGAUGGUGGAUGUGCUCACGUGGAAGCGGUGCUCAAAUGUGUCUAACAAUAUAUGCUCCGAUGGCGUGGAACAAGAUGCAUGUACCAAUGGAGGCGGUAAAUGUAACAUUGUAAUCGACGGAUAUUACAUAGAGAUAGCAGUAUGUCUGGUAUACGGAAUUCUUUGGUACCAGUGGGGAAAGCACAAAAUUCGUUAUCUCCAAAAUCUGCCCCAGAGUGCUUGGCGCGUGGUUCGGCGGCAGCGGGAACAUACGAGUUAGCAAUUAAUGCAGCUGAUUUAGCUUGUAGGUCUCUAGUAGUGGUGCUGGCUUAUUGAGAAAACCACCGACACGGCGUGAUUAGUGCGAAAUCGUUUGUUGAACGCAAAAAUUUCUGUUGAGUAUUUUUCGUUGUUUAGUUUAUUUUAAAAUUCAUACGAGAUCAGAGGGUUGUGUUUUUAUCACGGAGUUUGUGUGCACAAGUAUCAUUCACAGGGUAGCAAUUGCUGCGUAUUCCACGAGUUUACAUUACCACAUCAAGCCUAUAUGAUGCAUGUACAACAUUGCGUAGCAUAUAGAAGAUGAAGAAAGAAUUCGUAACGAGGCUAUUGCUUAAAAAAAUACAAUUGUUUAAUUUAUUUUUGAUCUUCAUAUAGCAUAGCUAUAGCGUUUUGAUAAAAUGUGUGUAAGAUAUCGUGAAUUCCAUUAGUUUGAA